This is a messenger RNA of Cucurbitaria berberidis CBS 394.84, 360 nucleotides long. RefSeq lists its product as uncharacterized. The transcript has a single exon. Lineage: Eukaryota; Fungi; Ascomycota; Dothideomycetes; Pleosporales; Cucurbitariaceae. The record is from RefSeq and is a predicted model, not a curated record. The annotation marks the transcript as partial.
GACAACCGCCUGGAUACAAGGGAGACAAGGGAAGUAGCCAUUGGCGCUGCAAUAAGAAAAGGAAAUCUGCCACUUGUCGAGUUCAUCAUGGACGCCCGCUGGGGUCCCCCCGACUUCUUUUCGAGCGCGCUUUGCGUGGAAGAAAAUUUGAAGCCGGGAACUUUGGCGAGUCCACUGGCGGACUUUGUCUCUCGACUUUUCGCUCUGUUCGCAUCCUACACGUCGACGGGAUAUCCCAUUGAGAUUCAUCCACCGGAUGAUUACCGUAUCUUGUGCUAUGCCGCGUUCCAUAAGCCCCAGCGCGCUGAUGUAGUGGAAUGGGUACUGGACCACGGCACUUUGGAAUUUCGAGAACUUGUA